Messenger RNA from Crotalus tigris (Tiger rattlesnake), 2238 nucleotides. Its product is annotated as erythroblast NAD(P)(+)--arginine ADP-ribosyltransferase-like. NCBI's taxonomy places the organism in Eukaryota, Metazoa, Chordata, Lepidosauria, Squamata, Viperidae. The transcript has 5 exons. Bases 228 to 1181 code for a protein of 317 amino acids. Gene Ontology annotation, molecular function: NAD+-protein-arginine ADP-ribosyltransferase activity; NAD+ poly-ADP-ribosyltransferase activity. The record is from RefSeq and is a predicted model, not a curated record.
GGUGCAACAGGGGUUUCCAGCACGGUCUAUAAAAAGCACCGUCUCUCUGUCCACCUGUCACGUUGACGGCCUCCCACAGCUGAGAAGAGCCACCGAGAAAGCAGGCAAAGGGCUGGAAGAAGGAGAGUGGACUUAGCCACCUAGCCCCAUCGUUCCCAGCCGGUACGAAGAAAGGCAGGAAAGACGGGAACGACAAUCUCUCUGUUUUGCUUUGAAAGGAGUGGAGAAUGACGCGUCUCUCCUUCCCAACAUCCCUGGCGCUGUGUUGGAUGUGGCUGCUGGUGGGGGAUGUUCAGGUCUUUGCUUUCCCCCUCAAGAUCAGAAGAGACCUCUUCCCCGUCAAGGAGGUGCUGCUCAACAUGGCCCUGACCUCUUUCGAUGACCAGUACAAGGGCUGCGUGGAGCUGAUGGAAGCAGAACUGGCAGAGCUGAACCGCACGGAGUUUGUCGCCAACAGGGUCUACGCUGAAGCCUGGGCAGAGGCGGCCUCCAUGUGGAGGGAGAGAAAGGCCUCUUUCCUGGGGUCCUCCACCCUGAAACCGGAGCACGCCAUCGCCCUCAUGGCCUACACCGUCCAAGGCCGUUUCCACAAGGACUUCAACGCGGCUGUGAGGGAAGCCGGGCGCACCAGGGAUGACUAUCUCAACCGCUUCCCGUUCAAGACUUUCCAUUUUCUCCUGACGCGAGCCCUCCACCUCCUGGGCGUCACCGCUCAGCCUCGAUGUCACAAGGUGUAUCGCGGGGUCAGGAACGUCCGCUUCUCUUCCGAGCGCUCCAAGGCGGUCCGAUUCGGACAAUUCACCUCCUCCUCCCGGAGCAACGAGAGCGCCCUGAAGUUCGGCACAGACUCCUUCGUCACCAUUGAGACCUGCUACGGGGUCAACAUCCAGAAUUACUCCUUCUUCCCGAGCGAGGAAGAGGUCCUCAUCCCUCCCUUUGAGAAGUUCAGAGUGGUCAAUUUCACCAAGGGUCACGAGACCAACUUCAUCCAUCUUCUCUCGCUUGAAGAUGCCAGCAUCUACAACUGUCUGUUCGUGAAAGAGAAAACAUGCAAGACGCAGAGAUGCCCCUUCAGCACAGGUGGGAGUUGGAGCCCCUUCUCCGCUGAAGGCCGAGCCCUGCUCCUCCUCUGGGGUCCUCUCCUUGCCGUGGGGCUCCUUGGACCUCCGGGGCUCUUGUGAUUUAGCCCCACCCUUUCCUUGGGUCGCCUCUCCAGAAGCAGCAACAGAAGACGAGGCCGGUUGGCGUGGUCUCCAUGAGCGAUUCCUUGCUUGGUUUUACUCACCGUUUCAAUCAGGGGUGCCUGACCGUGGUAACUUCAAGACUUGUGGACUUCCACUCCCAGAAUUCCCCCAGCCAGUCGUGAAUGAUAGAGUGGGAAGAGACCAGAAGGAUCCCCUUCUCUGGUGUUUCUCAACCUUGACAAUGUUAAGACUUGUGGACUUCCACUCCCACAAUUCCUCAGCCAAUUGUGAAUGAUAGAGUGGGAAGAGACCAGAAGGAUCCCCUUGUCUGGUGUUUCUCAAUCUUGACAACGUUAAGACUUGUGGACUUCCACUCCCACAAUUCCUCAGGGAAUUCUGGGAGUGGAAGUCCGCAAGUCUUAAACGUUGCCAAGGUUGGACAUGCCUGCUUUAAAGCAUCCGUUGUGCUGCUUGUGCAAAUUAGGAAAUGGACAAAUUAGGAAAUGCCUUCAGAAGAGAUAAAAAUGGAAGCUUCACUGCCGUUCCCAGGAGAAACUUCAGAUGACCAUCACGAAAAUGGCUGUCUAGCUCAGUGGCCAGGCCUUAAUUCCCUUGAAGGAAUUUAGUACGGUGGUGUUCAUCACUCAGAGUUCAUGAUUUCUAAAUGAGAACUGAUAUUAACUGAUAUUGUGAUAUUUUGGCAAGACACUGAUGCAAAGGAACCCUGGAUGUUCUUGGAUGGCUCUGCUAAAUUAGCCUCUCUGAUCACGAUUGUGCAAUAAUUGUAUAUUUGAUUUGGAUACAGAAUUAACCCAUUUCCUAGAUUUGGGAACUCAAUGAACCCCAAACUAACCAAUCAGCCUAGAAUGGAAUGACACCCAGCAAAGGCAAGCCAAGGUUAACAGACCUGGUCCAGGUGUGUUGCCUGAACCCAACCACAGAAAUCUCCUGGGGGGUCCCUGGUGCUCUCUGAGCUGGGUGGUUUUCUUGCAGACAUUUCAUGACCCAGCUAGGGAACAUCAUCAAUGCUAGAAGGGAGGGAGGAGAAGGAAGA